This is a messenger RNA of Oncorhynchus gorbuscha (pink salmon), 1680 nucleotides long. RefSeq names its product ST8 alpha-N-acetyl-neuraminide alpha-2,8-sialyltransferase 2 (gene st8sia2). Gene Ontology annotation, biological process: N-glycan processing; oligosaccharide metabolic process. NCBI's taxonomy places the organism in Eukaryota, Metazoa, Chordata, Actinopteri, Salmoniformes, Salmonidae. The transcript is spliced from 6 exons. The record is from RefSeq and is a predicted model, not a curated record. Gene Ontology annotation, molecular function: alpha-N-acetylneuraminate alpha-2,8-sialyltransferase activity. Bases 305 to 1441 code for a protein of 378 amino acids.
UUCGUGCGUGUCUCAAUCGCAAUGUAGUUUCAAACACAAUCUUUCAAAGUUUGACUGGGAAAUUGAGGUGAGGAUGCAAACAGUGCCGCUGCCGUUUGGAAAAAGGAAGAGAAAAAAAAUACGUUAUAAAAAUAUAUCAACCUGGGAUUUGUUCCGAGACAAAUGGUCUUCGUUCAAGAUUAACAUUGAAUAAUAAUGGUGGAGAUAAUUGAGUAAAAUCUAUCAAUUUCAACGAUUAAAAGGAUAAUGUAUUCAAUCAAUUUAGAUUUUUGUCGCUUGGAUUAGUUCUGCAGCCUUCUCAGUCAUGCAGUUAGAAUUCCGAACAUUGAUGUUUGGAAUUGUAACACUGCUGGUUAUAUUUCUGAUAAUUGCUGAUAUUGCUGAAGUCCAGGAAGAAAUUGGGAAUAUUGGAGGUUCCAGAACAUUGUACUUGCACAGCCUCAUCCCCAAGCUCAACAGAAAUGUAGCAGUGAAAGCCAAUCCCACACCUUUAGGGAAUGAAGGGGAGGAAAAGAGUCCUGCUUCUCCUUCAGGCUUGAAGAAUGCCACCAGGCUCCCUUCAGAUAACUGGACCUUCAACAGAACCCUCUCCAGCCUCAUCAGGAAGAACAUCCUGGGGUUCUUUGACCCAGAGAGGGACAUCUCUAUUCUGAAGGGCACAUUGAAACCUGGAGAUGUCAUCCACUACGUCUUUGACCGUCAGAGCACUACCAACAUCUCAGAGAACCUGUACCAGUUGCUACCCACCGCAUCCCCCAUGAAGAACCAGCACCACAGAAGCUGUGCCAUCGUAGGGAACUCUGGGAUCCUACUCAAUAGCAGCUGUGGGCCAGAGAUAGACUCUCAUGACUUUGUAAUCAGAUGUAACCUGGCGCCAGUGGAAGAGUAUGCUGGGGAUGUGGGGCGGCGCACCAACCUGGUGACCAUGAACCCAUCGGUGGUGCAGCGGGCCUUCCAUGACCUGGCCAGUGAGCAGUGGAGGGAGCGCUUCCUGCAGCGGCUCCGGGGCCUCAGCGGCAGCGUGCUGUGGAUCCCAGCCUUCAUGGCCAAGGGAGGAGAGGAGAGGGUGGAGUGGGCAAUCCGUCUCAUCCUGCUGCACACGGUGGAUGUGCACACCGCCUUCCCCUCACUGCGCCUUCUCCAUGCUGUCAGAGGGUAUUGGCUGACUAACAAUGUCCAGAUCAAGAGACCCACUACUGGUCUGCUGAUGUAUACCAUGGCCACUCGCUUCUGUGAGGAGAUCCAUCUGUAUGGCUUCUGGCCUUUCCCUCAGGAUUCACAGGGGAAACCAGUCAAGUACCAUUACUAUGACACUCUGACCUACAAGUACACAUCCCAUGCCAGUCCACACACUAUGCCAUUGGAGUUCAGGACACUGAGUUCACUCCACAGACAGGGGGCGCUGCGACUCAACACUGGCUCUUGUGAUGCAGGAAUGUAAUCUAAAAAAGCAGCAUGGAAUGUACACUGAGUAUAUCAAACAUUUCGAUCACCUUCCUAAUAUUGAGUCGCCCCCCCACACACACACUUCUGCCCUCAGAACUGCCUAAAUUCGUCCGGACAUGGACUCUACAAGGUGUCAAAAGCGUUCCACAGGGAUACUGGCCCAUGUUGACUCCAAUGUUUCCUACAAAGUUGGCUGGAUGUCCUUUGGGUGGUGGACCAUUCUUGAUACACAAG